This is a messenger RNA of Arachis ipaensis, 1786 nucleotides long. Its product is annotated as putative aminotransferase TAT2. NCBI's taxonomy places the organism in Eukaryota, Viridiplantae, Streptophyta, Magnoliopsida, Fabales, Fabaceae. Gene Ontology annotation, biological process: L-tyrosine catabolic process; biosynthetic process. The record is from RefSeq and is a predicted model, not a curated record. Gene Ontology annotation, molecular function: L-tyrosine:2-oxoglutarate transaminase activity; pyridoxal phosphate binding.
CUAUGUGCCAUAUAUAUAAUAUACGACGUGCGCAUUUCUAUAAAUAAGACCCUUUUUAAUUGUAUGUGUGUAAUAUAAGUGCAUAGAAUCACGAAAGAAUAAAGAGUGUGAUAUCCGAUCGAUGUCAAUGGAGAACGGAAACGGAUCCAUGAGAAAGAAGAAAUGGAACUUCUUGCAAGGGAACAAAGAGGUGAAUAAUAAUAAUAAUAAUAUUAAUGGUUCAUCAGCCAUAUCAGUGAGAGGCGUGUACAGCAUGAUGCUUUCGAACAUCAACGAAGAAGAUGAGAGAGGCGUGGUUCGUUUGUGCCGUGCGGACCCCACUGAUUUCUCCUGCUUUAGGACCACACAAGAUGCUCCUCACGCCAUUGCCGAAGCUGUUGAGUCCUUUCGCUUCAAUUCCUAUGCUCCUUCCGGUGGCUUAUUCCAAGCAAGAAGGGCUGUUGCAGAUCUUGUAUCCUCAGAUUUUCCAUACAAGUUAUCAGCGGACAAUGUGUUCCUAACGGUUGGCUGCACAGAAGCUAUAAACAUAAUCACUACCGUCCUUGCACGCCCAGGCGCCAACAUUCUUCUUCCAAGGCCCGGAUAUCCGCAGUACCAAGCACGCGCCGCCUUCUGCCGCCUCGAAGUUCGCUACUUCGAUCUCUUGCCGGACAGAGGCUGGGAGCUUGACCUUGAUUCCCUGGAAUCCCUAGCUGAUGACAACACUGUUGCCAUGGUCCUCAUCAAUCCUAGCAACCCUUGUGGCAAUGUUUUCACCUAUCAUCAUUUGAAAAAGGUUGCAGAAACAGCAAAGAAACUUGGAAUCUUUAUAAUAUCCGAUGAAGUUUAUGCUCAUUUAACAUUUGGAAGCAAACCAUACGUGGCAAUGGGAGCAUUUGCAUCAAUAGUGCCUAUAAUCACUCUUGGUUCUUUGUCAAAACGAUGGGUCGUUCCAGGUUGGAGGCUUGGUUGGAUUGUCACAUGUGAUCCUCAUGGAAUCUUACAAGAUAUUGGGAUUGUGACGAAUAUUAAGACUUACCUAGACAUCACAAGUAACCCUCCAACCUUCGUGCAGGCAGCAGUACCUCAGAUUCUUGAGAAAACGAAAGAUGAUUUCUAUACAAAAAAUCUGAACAUAAUGAAAGAGGCUGCAGAAAUACUCUAUGAUAGAUGUAAGGAGAUUCCAUGCUUGACAUGUCCUCAUAAACCUGAGGGAACCAUGACCGCAAUGUUAAAGAUUAAUUUUUCAAAAAUUGAAGGCAUUGUUGACGAUGUAGACUUCUGUGUCAAGCUGGCCAAAGAAGAAUCCGUAGUUCUACUUCCUGGUGCGACUGUUGGGCUAAAGAAUUGGAUUCGAAUCACAUAUGUUGUUGAUCCUUCUGCUCUCAAAGAGGGCCUUUCAAGGAUCAAAUCUUUCAGCCUUCGCCAUGCCAUCCAGUUGCCAUAAACAAAACAAUAUCCAUAUCAAUAAUUUGUUGUGAGUUUUAGCUUUUAAGGAAAGUUAUAGUAAUUUACAAAUGUAUCCUAAGUGUAGAAAUUAAAGGUUGGCAAUAUCGUCAAUUUGACAAGUGAGUCUAGCUAGCCAGAUUUUUGUCAAGAAUUUUCCUUACUAAUUGCAAAUAUAUGUUGAAAUUAGAGAGGUAAUGUGCUGUGUGCUUGUGACAUCCUACCACACUGUUUUGCUUUCACAUGGAUAUGAUAUGAUAUUAUGCUAUGAUGCCACUUAGGGUGAAAAUAGACCAAUCGAGCUGAGUAUUAAUUUAGACUAAUUUGGCCUAUGUUAUAAAUAUAUAGCUCAAGUUUAGGU